This is a messenger RNA of [Torrubiella] hemipterigena, 2118 nucleotides long. NCBI's taxonomy places the organism in Eukaryota, Fungi, Ascomycota, Sordariomycetes, Hypocreales, Clavicipitaceae. The record is from the annotation of a GenBank genome assembly.
GAUCCAUUUAGGAAAGUCUUCUUGCCGGAAGCGGUCCCGCUUUGAAAGCCGUCUGUGCAUCGAAAACCUUGCGAUAUCAUCGUUGCCACACCUGCAGAGCUCGCGAUACUGCUUAUUAGGCCACCACUCGCUCAAGCCCUACCGUCAUCCAGUAUAUCCUAAGCCUUCAGCCAUUUUUAUUUUUUACACUUGGCACUCUUUAGCACUUCUUUCUCUUUCUUUAUGGACUGCUACUGUGUCAUGCAUACUGAGGAGAAUUUCCCCAAUCCAGUGUCUACUUAUGCCAUGACGGCCGCUUUAUCAUCACGAGGCAGACAGAGACUCGCGUGUCAAGAGUGUCGCCGUCGUAAGCUUCGCUGCGACGGAAAACAACCGCGCUGCUCCACCUGCGAGCAAUCUGGAGCACAAUGCGACGUCAACACCGAUAGACCGCCACGAGGCCCGAAAAAGGGUUAUUUGAAGGCCUUGCAGAGCAAAAUUGAUACACUUGAAAGCCGUUUGCAUGCACAGGAGCAGAGCCAACUGAAAUGGCCAGACAGCUUAGACCAUGGCGAUGGCUCCUUUCCAGCCAUUACAAUGCCACUAGUGACCAUGGCUGGAGGUGAGACAGGUGGUCCCGAUGCCGGGCUACUGGGAAUGCCCGAACAUGACCCCUUUCUCAGUACAUUUAUGGACAUGACUUCAGUCCAUACUGCACCCUCACUCAUAUCGGACCACACUUCUAUAUCAUCUCUUGCAGGCACAAGCUGCACCAGCUUCCAUGUUACAGACGCAAUGCAGGCUGAGUUGGAUCAGUUGUACUUUGAUAGAAUUCACACUGCCGUUCCAAUUCUGCAUCAACGACGGUAUUUAUCAUGGUCAAGGUCACCAACCAAAAGCAAGUCCCAGACAUGUCUACAGUAUGCGGUUUGGAUUGCGGCGUCACUCAUGUCAGUACAAUUCCAGCAUCUUCAAGAAGUGCUAUAUACAGAAGUGAGACGCCUACUGGCUGGGAUCAGCCUUCCAAACUGUGGUGGACAGAAGCUGGAUUCAGAUGUUGAACUUGUGCAAGCUUGGGUACUCGUCUCUACAUACGAGUUUGCCAAGACAUAUCGACAUGAAGCAAGCACAAGCGCUGGCCGUGCAUUCCGGCUCGCACAGCUGAUGGGGUUGCACAAGGUUGAUGCACCUCUGCGCUGUCCUGAAGAUGGUGAUGAAGGAGACCUUGUUGCUAUUGAAGAGAAGCGCCGCGUCUUCUGGAUGUCAUUUACUAUUGAGACGCUCUACAGCAUGCGCAAUAGUUUGCCGCUUGCCAUUAACGAGCAACCGAUAACAACCCUAUUGCCUCUGCCAGACCAUGAGUUCCAAAACGGCCAGUUCCGUCGCACGCGGAUGGUCAGUGAAUCCUUGGUCAGUCGAAAUCAGGAUAUUCGCUCCUCUCAAAAUGAGUGCAUCCUGCUUUUGGCCAUGUGUACCCGCACUCUAUUCCAUGCACAAAAGUUCACCAAGCAGAUUGAAAAGGUAGAUUCUGAAGAAGACGACUCGCCUGUCUGGUGCAAAUGGCUUGAUGAUACGUUGGCGUUGCGUCUCCAAGUGCUUGCGCAUGACUACCCUUCGCCCAUCAGCUCCUCUGACCCAACUCUACUUUUUGCCAACUUCUUGGCACAAUCAUCCAUUAUAUAUCUCUGGAGAGAGAUGCGUGAGAUGGAAGCUGCAGCUGGUCCUGACGCUGAAUGCCCAGUUGUUGCGGAAUACCAGCGCCGCUCUUUUGGCGCUGUGGAGCGUAUGGUUGAGCUCACCCGAUCACUUACUACUUUUCCAUCAUUCAAGAUUAAUCCGUUUCUACGUAUUCCACUUUUUCUUUGCGCGGAGUUUCUGUCAUUGAACCGGCCGAGUCGCCAAGCGGAGGCUCUCAUUCAGAAUUUGUUAGAGGUUGUUCGCCAGCUGAAGAGUAUGGAAGCGUACCAGCAGGGCUAUUUUGGGCUCGCAGACCUGGAUCGUAUUAUAGAAGCGUUGCAUGUAUGAAUUUUGAAAGACCAGAUUAUGACAUCUUUUUGCAAGCGUUUUGUACAUUGAGCCCAGGAGCAGAGAAUAUAUAAGGAACAAUAUCAGAGCAGUGAGACUAGAACGAAAUUGGAC